ACAACACUCCCGAAUCUCUCAAAAUCUCUCACUGAAAUCGAGUGGUGUAAUCUCGAGUGAUCUCUUCUCCGACAACGUCUUUAAUCUCUAUAGUUUCGACAUCUCCGAACCCAGUUGCUUGAAAUCGAAAGAACGAACCGUUAAGUGUGCUGAGGAUUUAUCCAAUUAGCAGCGGUUUUUCACCAUGGAUGCGGCCGGUGGAAGCUCUUCUAAUCAAAAAAAUGAGGUAGGACAGAAGCCUUUGAUUGUUAGAGUUAAGAGAAAAGUGGGACAGUCUCUGCUAGAUGCUUUCUGGUUGGAGAUAAAUGAAAGACCACUCAAACGGCCGACUCUGGAUUUAUCAAAGCUAUCUAUUUCAAAUUCAAGCAAGAGAGGUUCUUCUGUGGCAGAAGAAGUGAAACCGAAGAAGGUGCUAGUGCAGCAUUUGGAGACAGUCACAGACUCUAAAACCACCACGGCUGAUAUUAUCCACUCUUUCUUUGAGUCUGAUCUUAAUGAGAAAAGUUGCGGUAAAGGGAAGUUUGAGGAGCGGAGAAUUGAAUUCAAGAAAGACAAUAGAAAGGAACAACUCCUGACCAAAGCUGUACAACGGCAACAGAUUGCUGCAGGGAAUGCUCGGUUUGAGCAAAUAUGGCGGAGUAGGAAGGGAAACAAGGAAGGUAUCCAUGAUAAGUGUCAUUUCUUUGACGUCAUUCGUGUUGAUGCUGAAGAAAGACUAGACAAUGCACCAGAGGUUACAUCUUUGGAGGACCAGAAAAUGCUUGCUAAUUUCUUGCCUCUCCUUAGAGAGUGUAUUCCAACAGCAGCUGAAGAGAUUGAAGCUGAUAUACAUUCUAGUCACACUGAAGAAUACGUUUAUGAUUAUUAUGCUGCGAACGAAGAGAUGGAUAUCAGCAGCGAAGAUAGUUACAAGAACCAGUUUCCUAUUGUUAUAGUCGAGGAUGAAGAAGACUUCUGCGAUGGACCUGAUGAAUCAGACUACGACUCUGAUGAUUCAAAUGCUGAAGAUCAUCCAAGGAACGAUUACCCAAAAGAUAUCUCUGAAGACGAGGAGGAUGAAGAGGAUGAAGAAGAAGAAAAGAGUGAAGAAGCCUCUGAUGAAUCAGACGAAGAGACUUCAGAAAGACAUGUGAGAAAAGUCCUUCGAGACUAACGAGUUUGAUUGUAAUGUAAUGAAUGGAUGUGUAUGGUCAUAAAAUAUUAAAAGUUAGUAAUACAAGUAAAACCUCUAUAAAUUGAUAAUGUUGGUACUAUGGCAUUUUAUUAGUGAUAAUUUAUUAAUACUAUUUUA
Camelina sativa (false flax) is the source of this 1291-nucleotide messenger RNA. RefSeq names its product RNA-directed DNA methylation 4-like. NCBI's taxonomy places the organism in Eukaryota, Viridiplantae, Streptophyta, Magnoliopsida, Brassicales, Brassicaceae. The record is from RefSeq and is a predicted model, not a curated record.